CCUCCUCCAAGUCUGUUUUCGGAAGGAGGGGUGAUUGCCCUGAGUGAGGUCAAGAGCUGGCACUUUGAAAGUUUUCUGCUGCAGAAGAAUAACAUCUAUUUUAGAACGUCGGUCACUGCAGUUUGAAAGUACCAAUAUCAGCUAGGCGCUCACAAAGAGGAAAAACAAGGGUUUUAUCCAUUCCUGCAUUUUAGGAGUUGGCUGAAAAAGUUAUCUGUCCAAAGAGAUUGUGCACUGAUGCAUAAGCAGGAAAAGCCAAGACAAAGAAAAACAACAAUUUCCUGUGUUUUUAAUGACUUUUAAAACCCGGACCAGAGGCAUAUUGCUUGUUUGUGAAAUGUGAAGAAGUGUCUUCAUACCAAUAAUAUAGCCAUAUCUUCCAGGAGAAAAAGCAUCUUUCAUUUUAAAAAAAUAUGUCCUUUUUUUUUUUUUUAACCUGAAUCUAAUGUGAGUUUCUUCUGGAGAAAUUUAUUCAACAGUUAAGCAGCGUGUCGGGUAAAAAGGAGCAGGACCCACAUGUCAGUGGUCUAGGAUGGCCAGUGAAGGUUCCAACAUCCCAAGUCCUGUGGUGCGUCAGAUUGACAAACAGUUUCUGAUCUGCAGCAUAUGCCUGGACCGUUACAAGAACCCCAAAGUACUUCCCUGUCUGCACACUUUCUGUGAGAGGUGCCUACAGAAUUACAUUCCAGCCCACAGCUUAACCCUUUCCUGCCCAGUCUGCCGCCAGACAUCCAUCCUACCAGAGAAAGGGGUUUCUGCACUUCAGAACAACUUCUUCAUCACCAACCUGAUGGAUGUCCUGCAGCGAACUCCAGACAAUAGCAUUGAGGAGUCUUCCAUCUUGGAGACUGUCACAGCUGUUGCCGCAGGGAAACCACUCUCCUGUCCCAAUCAUGAAGGCAAUCUGAUGGAAUUUUACUGUCAGUCUUGUGAGACAGCCAUGUGCCGGGAAUGUACAGAAGGAGAGCAUGCAGAACAUCCCACGGUACCUCUCAAAGAUGUAGUAGAACAACACAAGGCUUCUCUUCAAGCACAGCUAGAUGCUGUCAACAAAAGGCUGCCAGAGAUUGAUACUGCACUUCAUUUCAUUUCUGAAAUUAUACAUCAGCUGACCAACCAAAAGACCAGCAUUGUAGAUGAAAUUCAUUCCACUUUUGAUGAGCUUCAGAAGACUUUGAACGUCCGCAAAAGUGUGCUGCUUAUGGAACUGGAAGUGAAUUACGGCCUUAAACAUAAAGUCCUACAGAAUCAGCUUGAUACCCUACUGGAGGGACAGGAAAAUAUUAAGAGUUGUAGCAACUUUACAGCUCAAGCACUUAACCAUGGAACUGAAACUGAAGUCUUGCUUGUAAAGAAGCAGAUGAGUGACAAGCUGAAUGAGUUGGCUGUCCGAGACUUCCCAUUGCAGCCCCGUGAAAAUGAUCAGCUGGACUUCAUAGUGGAAACAGAAGGGCUGAAGAAGUCCAUUCAUAAUCUUGGUACUAUUUUAACCACAAAUGCUGUUGCUUCUGAAACAGUGGCCACUGGAGAAGGACUAAAGCAAACUGUGAUAGGACAGCCUAUGUCAGUCACCAUCACUACCAAGGACAAAGAUGGGGAGCUCUGUAAAUCUGGGAAUGCUUACCUCACAGCUGAGCUGAGCACUCCUGAUGGGAGUGUGGCAGAUGGAGAAAUACUUGACAAUAAAAAUGGCACUUACGAAUUUUUGUAUACUGUCCAGAAAGAAGGGGACUUCACUCUUUCAUUGAGACUCUAUGAACAGCAUAUUAGGGGCAGCCCAUUCAAACUCAAGGUAAUCAGGUCAGCAGAUGUGUCCCCCACCACUGAAGGAGUUAAGAGGCGCGUUAAGUCUCCUGGUAGUGGCCAUGUGAAGCAGAAGGCUGUAAAAAGACCAGCUAGUAUGUACAGCACUGGCAAAAGGAAAGAGAACCCCAUUGAAGAUGAUCUGAUCUUCAGAGUAGGUACCAAAGGGAGAAACAAAGGGGAGUUUACAAAUCUUCAGGGAGUAGCUGCAUCUACAAAUGGAAAAAUAUUAAUAGCAGACAGCAAUAAUCAAUGUGUACAGAUAUUUUCCACGGAUGGCCAGUUCAAGAGUCGUUUUGGUAUCCGGGGAAGGUCUCCUGGUCAGCUACAGCGGCCUACAGGAGUGGCUGUGCAUCCUUGUGGUGACAUCAUUAUUGCUGACUAUGAUAAUAAAUGGGUUAGCAUAUUCUCCUCUGAUGGGAAAUUUAAGACAAAAAUUGGAUCUGGAAAACUCAUGGGACCAAAAGGUGUUUCUGUGGAUCGCAAUGGGCACAUCAUUGUAGUGGACAACAAAGCCUGUUGUGUCUUUAUCUUCCAGCCCAAUGGGAAAAUAGUGACCAGGUUUGGAAGCCGAGGCAAUGGAGACAAACAGUUUGCAGGCCCUCAUUUUGCAGCUGUUAACCACAAUAAUGAAAUUAUUAUUACUGAUUUCCACAAUCACUCUGUCAAGGUGUUUAACCAGGAAGGCGAAUUCAUGUUGAAGUUUGGCUCAAAUGGAGAAGGAAAUGGGCAGUUCAAUGCUCCAACAGGAGUAGCUGUAGAUUCUAAUGGAAACAUCAUUGUAGCAGAUUGGGGAAACAGUCGAAUACAGGUUUUUGAUGGAAGUGGAUCAUUUUUAUCGUAUAUAAAUACAUCUGCUGACCCACUUUAUGGUCCUCAAGGUUUGGCCCUUACUUCAGAUGGUCACGUUGUAGUUGCAGACUCUGGCAAUCAUUGCUUCAAAGUCUAUCGAUACUUACAGUAACCGCUGGAGCUGGAUCAUGCUCAAGAAGUUAUUGGCUUCUGAGGGGCAACGUAGCUCUUUUUGUGUGAAGGAUAUCUACUCCUAAAUAUUUCAGUUUUAACACCAGAGGAGUCUCCAGUUUUUUGUUUUAUUUCCAAACCUACCUUGUUUACAUUGGACUUGCACCUCAUAUGUUCCGCACUGAAGGAUUAAUAAAUAAGACCCUCUUCUCCCGCCCCCUCUCCAGUCUGAAUUCACAAAGACAGUGGAAUACUAGAAAUGUGAACUGUGGCUUGUAGAUCAGGCACUUAUAUAACUUGACUGACUAAUUUCGUGAAGGAGGGGAAAAUUUUUAAAAGCUACCUUAUUUAAAGGGGCUUAUUCAACAUGUGAAUGGGAGCGCUUGUUUAAAACUUCCAAAUUUGAAAGUUGUUAAUGUCAAGCAUUAUUUAACCCAGCAGGAAGUCUGGGAAACUUCUAGAUCACAUUGUUAUAGUAGGUAUUACACUUGUAACAUUCUUCAGUCUUAGUAACUGUAAUAAGUAGUUUCUUUUAGUAAUAAAGAGAUAUGGUUAACUCUUCCUGUACUAGCUAUCAGACCUAACACAUCUUAAUCAAUGCAAAACUUCCUGUCCUGUAUGGGAUUGAUGUACAUGUUUAUCAACUUUCCUACUGCUCUCUGUGUUGGAAGGCUUUCCCAGGAACCUGAAACUUCUAAAACUCUGGAAAUACACUCUUAUAGGGAUCAUGUUAACAUCAGACUGAUUCAAUAGCCAAUUAAGUUAAACGUCUGCUGAUCUAACGUCACAGAUUCAUACAGGUACUUAUUACAGUUGUGAAAAUAGACCAUUUUGUUCAGUUACUCAUUUUCACAUGGGGUAACAAGCCACACAUGGAUUCCAUCAGAGAACUAUCUUGUACAACCAAAGGAAGUUUGGUGGUUGACAGUAUUUGAGGGUAAAAACAAAGGGUUACCAAAGCAGACUUUUUUUUAAAUUCCAAAAACAUUGAGCAUAAAAUCAAUAAUGAGUGUAAGAUGCCUAAAGAGGGUUUUCAAAUCCAGUUCAUAAUUUUCUUCAUCAUAUGUGUAUGUAAUACGAGAACAAAGAAUGAGGAACGUAAAUAUAGGUGAUUUGAUCAACCAAAAAUACUUACAGCCCUUUUGUGUGAGAGGAUAGUCCAAAAGUGUUUCUCCUCUCCCACACCCCCAACUUCCCACAUGCGUCUUGCAACUUAAACUCAUUAGAUUCACAUCAGUAUGCUCAACAUGUUUCCUGUUGUGUUUUAAGUCAUUUCCAGCAAUGAUAAGGAGCAUCAAUUUGGAAUACCUUUUACAUCAAGUGAGUAGAAAACAAAUUUGUUAGCAAGCCUUGUGAGGUCGUGUACUGUCUCCAGCCGUAUGCAAGAAGACGUGGUGAUCAGUGUGGCUCCAGUAUCUGAAAUAAUCUUGCAUUUGUUCUUGUUCAGUCAGGCUAGCAACAUAAUAUCUGCCAGACUGAACAUCUGGGGUGGGUAGAAUCCAAUAUGAUGCUUAUUUAUAUAAUGAAUCCAUCUAGAAGACUUGCAAAAGAAAAACAAUGACAGAGCCAGCCCUUAAUUCAACAGCUAGAAAAUUAACUUAGGCAUCGAUUAGCAAUGUUUGCAGUCUUUUAUUCCUUCUCUGUAAGAAUAACAUAACUUCACGUACUGUUUAAAAUAAUCCUCUUAAAAUGAGUAUCACCAAGAAUCUAAUUUUAUAGUUCCUGGAUGAACAAACAAGUGUCUGGAAAGGCAAUUGAUACUGUUAGUCUUGGACACUGAACCAUUUUGAAUGCUAUUUAAAUUCUGUGGGGAAAAGGAAUAUCCUAUUUAUGAUUUUAUGUGUAUUUAUUAACCAUGUAAACAAACAAAAACCUUAAGCUGUCUCAACAUUGUUAUUGAGCUUCUAAUGUAAAGGAACUCACAAAAUCUUACAUUAUUGCUAUAGACUUUUCAAGACACAUUCUCAAAUCAAUCUGACUUACAAGUUUUAGAUGCUUGUGCUUUUAUACAGAUGUUCUUGUGACAAAACAAAAUCUUCACUUGAAUUUAAAAAAGGGUACUAAGCCAAAUCCUUCAAUGAUCUAAAUAGGAAUUAGAAGUACUGCCCACCAGGUUUUCUCUUCUCUUCUAGGGAAGACUUGUGGUCUUUUGUACUCCUGCUUAAUUUAAGGAACUUGUGUAGAAGCAGGUCCCAGUGAAUUGUAUAAGGGAAACAUCAGAACCUACAUUGUUUAACUGACACAGAGAGGCCAUUUCAUGCAUGCAGACAUGUCCAAGCUUUCCCAAAAUAAUAGUUUCUUAAUUCUAGUAAAUAAUAACUUAGUAAUGCUGUACGUACUACCUUGCAUCAGAUUUGAAUUAUUGCUUCUUUCCUUUCCAACAAAGCUAACACAUGUUAAGGGGUUAUGUGGCCUUCCCCUCGAUAACUUUUUAGAUCCUGGUUCUUCCUUGAUGAAUUGUUAAGACUCUGUAAAAUCUAUUGGUGAUGCACACUAUUAUAAACUGGUGCUAGUCUGGAACCCUGUUAGAUUGCAGAUCCUUGCCAGAUGCCAUUGAAAGCUUAACAGCAUCAGUCAAAUGGGCACAGGGCAAAAAUAGACUGGUGUAGCAAUGAGCAUCUGAAAAUUAGCUAGCAAUAAUCAAAGUGUUUCUUGUUCACCAGUUUUCUAAUGCUUAUUGCUAAAAAAAGCAGGAAAAAACCACCAAAACAUUUCUGCCCUGUGCCCAGUUAACUGAUCAAAGAUUUCUCAAAACGACUGCCACUACAGAAAUGUAACAUUUUUUAAAAGAACAUUUUUUGUUCCUGACGAGUCAGAAUUACAGUGUUUGUUCUGCUGAAUUAAUAGCUAAUAUCUGAACAAAUAUCUGGUACAAACAAGUCAGACUCAACCCUGCUACUCUGCCAAAUCCACAGUUACAACGGCACAUCUUCCUUGCAAAUGUAGGCUGGAUUAACAGUCAGAAAUUGCCCCAGGGAUUCUUGGUAAUAUUAGUUUAGGUUUGCACUAUAGACAUCCCUCUUUUGUCAGGUGGUGCUCAAAGGUGCAGUAAGGAGUGGUAAAACAUCACGAGCAGUGCAAGUGCACAUGCAUUUAUUCAAAGCAAAUAGUUGCUGGAAAUCUAAAAAUACUGUCAAUUCAUUUUUGGAUAUACUCAUUGUAUAUUGAAGGGGUGUUUUUUUAACUAAAAAAGAAAAAAAUACUAGUGAAGUUUUUACACUGAUUUAAAGUUUCAGUAAUGUAAGAAAAAAAUGGUCUACUGUUGUUGAACUUCGUAAACAUUACAGGGCUUUCAACUUUACAGCUAAUUUUUCUUUUAAUAAUUAAGGAUCUAGUGUUGCCAUACUGAAAACAAGUGCCCAUUAAGUUAUGCUUGUUGUGUGCAAAAAUGGUGGUUGUGGUUGUUGUUUUUUAUGGAUGACAGCAGGGAACAAAGUGAUCAUGUCCACUGAAAAUGCUGUUAAAGAUAAACUGUGAUCAAUGAUUUAAGAAGUUUGUUUUUUGGAGAAUGUAUGGAAGAUGUUUGUACUGUAGUGUAGGAUGAUCCCAAAAUGGUGGUAGUUUCUGAUGAAUGUACACUUCAAUGGAUGUUUGUGAGCAACACAGCCUUAACCCUGAUGCUUUUCUUUUUUUUUUGCUUUAUGACAUGGGAAUGUUCCAUAAUGUGCAUUGUGCAUUGUAAUAUCCCUGCGCUAGAAUUGUUUCAUAUGUUGUACUCUUCCAGUCCUUGGAAUGAAUGAUUUAUUUUAUUUUGUACAUUCCAUCUUUAUAAGCCAGUUUCAUAUGUUUUGUGUAAAGAAUGCUAUAAAGGCUUGCACUUUCUGAAAAUGAUGCUGAAGGAUCUUAGUUAUUUUUCCCCACCAGAGUCAUGCACCCUCUCCUGUUUAGAAGAAAGAUAAACUUGUCAAGUUAAGGCUGAGGAUGAAAGCUGUUCAUUGAAGACUGUUUGUGUGUAGGUUUAGCUUCAUGUGUGCCAUGGCAUUUUUAUGCUUUAUCCUACAAAGAAAGCUUAAAGAAAAAUUUACCUUGUGUUGGAACGAUAAGAAAAUCCAGAGUCAAAUGUGUUGUAUCUUUUAUCAUGCACACACCCACCCAAAUAAAAAUAAAUGAAUAA
This is a messenger RNA of Elgaria multicarinata webbii, 6880 nucleotides long. RefSeq names its product tripartite motif containing 2 (gene TRIM2). Gene Ontology annotation, molecular function: translation repressor activity; protein binding; ubiquitin protein ligase activity. NCBI's taxonomy places the organism in Eukaryota, Metazoa, Chordata, Lepidosauria, Squamata, Anguidae. The transcript is spliced from 12 exons. The record is from RefSeq and is a predicted model, not a curated record. The coding region runs from base 533 to 2767 and encodes 744 amino acids. Gene Ontology annotation, biological process: protein polyubiquitination; proteasome-mediated ubiquitin-dependent protein catabolic process; negative regulation of translation.